Messenger RNA from Mycena citricolor, 4260 nucleotides. The record is from the annotation of a GenBank genome assembly. NCBI's taxonomy places the organism in Eukaryota, Fungi, Basidiomycota, Agaricomycetes, Agaricales, Mycenaceae.
AUGGAACUGCUAAACCGCACACUGAACAAGGCGACCGAAGCGUCAUCGCGUUACGGCUAUAAAAUACAUUACGCGCUGAAAUCGAACUUCGACCCGCGCAUCGUCGAAGCCGUGCGCCGCGCCGGCAUGGGCAUGGACUGCGUCAGCGGCAACGAGGUGCGGAUGGCCGUCGAAAACGGGUUUGCGGCAUCGGAGAUCGUAUUCGCCGGCGUCGGCAAAACCGACCGGGAGAUCGAAUACGCGCUCGGCCAGGAAAUCUUCUCGUUCAACUGCGAAUCGUUGCACGAAUUGCAAGUCAUCAACGAAAUCGCCGGACGAAUGGGCAAAAAGGCGCGAAUCGCGCUUCGGAUCAACCCCGAUGUCGAUCCGAAAACGCACCGCUACAUCACCACCGGCAAAGCGGAUAACAAAUUCGGCAUCUCGUACGACGAAAUCGACGCGGCGAUCGCUUCGCUCGAAAAACUCGCAAACCUCGAAAUCGUCGGGCUGCACUUCCACAUCGGCUCGCAGAUCCGCGAUAUGCAGGUGUUCGAAACGUUCAGCAAACGGGUAUUCGACAUCAAGGAGUGGUUCCGCGAAAAGGGCAUCGUUUUGAAACACCUCAACAUGGGCGGCGGACUCGGCAUCGACUACGACGACCCCGACCGGGAACCGAUGCCCGACUUCGAAACCUAUUUCGACAUCUUCCACCGCAACCUGAAAAUCGACGAAGGCCAGACCGUGCAUUUCGAACUGGGCCGCUCGCUGGUCGCGCAGUGCGGCGAAUUGAUUACGCGCGCGCUUUACAACAAAGAAACGUCGGCCGAUCUCCCGGACACUGACCCAGAUCGGACUCGAAGUCGAGGGAUUCGAAAAAGCGGAAUCGAUCCGCGGGGGACUCGCCGGACUGGUCGUCGGCGAAGUGCUGACCUGCGACAAACACCCGACGCCGACAAACUGCACGUAACGACGGUCGACCUCGGCGACGGGCAGCCGACCCAGAUCGUAUGCGGCGCGCCGAACGUAGCGGCCGGACAGAAAGUGGUCGUAGCGACGAUCAACGCCAUGCUGUAUCCGACCGGCGAAGAGAACGGCUUCAAGAUCAAAAAAAGUAAAAUCCGCGGCGUCGAAUCAUUCGGUAUGCUGUGCGCCGAAGACGAGAUCGGCGUGGGAACGAGCCACGAAGGAAUCAUCGUACUGCCGGCCGACGUGAAAGCGGGAACUCCGGCGAAAGAAUAUUUCCAAUUGGAAGACGAUUACCUGCUCGAAAUCGGCCUGACGCCGAACCGGGCCGACGCGAUGUCGCACUACGGCGUAGCGCGCGACCUGGCCGUCUACCUGAAGGCCAACGACAUCCCGCACGAACUGAUCCUGCCUGCGGUCGACGCCCGAUUCCGAAGCCGCGCCGCGUUACAUGGGCGUAACGAUGACCGGAAUCAAAUCGCGCCUUCGCCGGACUGGUUGCAACAACGCCUGCGAGCUAUCGGCAUUAACCCGAAAAACAACGUGGUCGACAUCACGAACUUCAUUUUACACGAAACCGGACAACCGUUGCACGCAUUCGACGCGGCGAAAAUCAAAGGAGACAAAAUCGUCGUGAGAACCUGCCCGGAAGGGACGCCGUUCGUUACGCUGGACGGUGUGGAACGCAAACUGUCGGCCGAAGACCUGAUGAUCUGCAACGCCGAAGGGCCGAUGUGUAUCGCCGGCGUGUUCGGCGGACUCGACUCGGGCGUAUCGGACUCGACGACCGAAGUAUUUAUCGAGAGCGCCUAUUUCAACCCUGUCUGGAUCCGCAAAACGGCCAAACGCCACGGACUGAGUACCGACGCGUCGUUCCGCUACGAACGCGGAAUCGACCCGGACAUGACGCCUUACGCGCUCAGGCGCGCCGCGCUGCUGAUCCGCGAACUGGCCGGAGGCGUCGUUACUUCGGCCGUAACCGACAUCUACCCGGUGCGGAUCGAGCCGUUCCGGUUCGAGGUGUCGUACGACCGGAUCGUCCGGCUGAUCGGCAAAGCGAUCCCGGAGACGACCGUCCGGAAAAUCAUCGACGCGCUCGGCGUGACGAUCGAAUCGGAACGCGACGGCGCAUGGCAGGUCUGCGUACCGCCUUACCGCGUCGACGUGCGGCGCGAGGCCGACCUCGUGGAAGACAUCCUGCGGAUUUACGGCUACGACAACGUAGAGAUCCCGAUGCACGUCAACUCGACGCUCUCCUACGCUCCGAAGCCGAACCGCGACAAGCUGAUCAACAUGCUCUCCGAUACGCUGAGCGCCAACGGAUUUUUAGAGAUUAUGAGUAAUUCGCUGACUAAAGCGGCCUAUUACGAAAACUUAUCGGCCUACAAAGCCGAAAAUUGCGUGCAGAUUCUCAACCCGCUCAGCAACGACCUGAGCGUAAUGCGUCAAACACUGUUGUUCAACGCAAUGGAGGCGAUCCAACUGAACGUCAACCGCCGCAACGGAGACCUGAAAAUCUACGAAUUCGGCAACUGCUACUCUUACGAUCCGGCAAAAGCCGAAGAGGGAGGGCUCGCGCCGUACAGCCAGCGGGCAAUGGUUUCGAUGGCCAUAACCGGCGCAGACCACGCGGCUUCGUGGAACGUUCAAUCGCAGCCGAGCACUUUUUACACGCUACGGAGCGCGGCUGAAAAAGUGCUGAAAAAAUUCGGUGUCGACCUGAACGACGCGACCACCGAACCGCUCGACAGCGACCUGUAUGCCGAAGCGGUCCGCUGCAAAUUCAACGGCAGACAACCGCUGCUCGAAAUGGGCGUCGUGUCGCGGAAGAUCCGCAACCUGUUCGACGUUAAAGCGGACGUUUAUUACCUCGAACUGAAUUUCGACGCGCUGGUCAAACUGACCCGAAACCAUACGGUCACGGAAAAAAUCUUGAUUCUCGAUUUCGGUUCACAGUACACGCAGCUGAUCGCACGCCGCGUGCGCGAGCUGAACGUCUAUUGCGAAAUCCAUCCGUACAACCACUUCCCUCAGCCGGACGAAUCGGUCAGAGGAGUGAUCCUCUCCGGAAGUCCUUAUUCGGUACGGGACGCCCAGGCGCCUCAGGCAGACCUGUCGGCGAUCAAGGGACGCUUUCCGAUGCUGGGCGUCUGCUACGGGGCCCAGUACCUGUCGCAACAAUUCGGCGGCGAGAUUCCGGAAAACUACCGCAUCAUCGCCAGCACGGACACCGUUCCGGUCGCCGCCUUCCAGAUCGAAGGCGAACAGACCUGGGGCAUCCAGUUUCACCCGGAAGUGUACCAUUCGACCGAAGGCAAACAACUGCUGAAACAUUUCGUCGUGGAUAUCUGCGGCUGCCGCCAACAGUGGACGCCCGACUCGUUCAUCGAAUCGACCGUCCGCGAACUGCGCGACAAGAUCAAAGGCGACAAGGUAUUGCUGGGACUCUCCGGCGGCGUCGAUUCGUCGGUGGCGGCCGAACUGCUGCACAAAGCGGUAGGCGAUCAGUUGGUCUGCAUCUUCGUCGAUAUGGGCCUGCUUCGCAAAGACGAAUUCGAAUCGGUGCUGAAAUCCUACGAGUCGAUGGGACUGAACGUAAUCGGCGUACGGGCCGGCGAUAAAUUCCUCGCCGACCUGGCCGGCGUGACCGACCCGGAAAAGAAACGGAAGAUUAUCGGCCGCGAUUUCAUCGAAGUAUUCGACGCCGAGGCGCAGAAACUGACCGACGUGAAGUGGCUCGCCCAGGGAACGAUCUAUCCCGACGUGAUCGAAUCGAUCUCGGUCAACGGCCCGUCGGCGACGAUCAAAUCGCACCACAACGUAGGGGGGCUGCCCGAAAAGAUGAACCUCAAAAUCGUCGAACCGCUGCGACUGCUGUUCAAGGACGAAGUACGCCGCGUGGGACGCCAGUUGAACGUUCCGGCGGAUAUCCUCGGGCGCCAUCCGUUCCCGGGGCCGGGACUCGGCAUCCGUAUCCUCGGCGAAGUGACGGCCGAGAAAGUCCGUAUCCUGCAAGAAGCCGAUAAAAUCUUUAUCGACGGACUGAAAGAGUCGGGACUGUACGAUCAGGUCUGGCAGGCGGGCGUGAUGCUGCUGCCGGUUCAGUCGGUCGGCGUGAUGGGCGACGAACGCACUUAUGAAAACUGCGUAGCGCUGCGCGCGGUCACCUCGACGGACGGCAUGACCGCCGACUGGGUACACCUGCCCUACGAUUUUCUCGCUAAAGUCUCGAACGACAUCAUCAACCGCGUAAAAGGAAUCAAUCGCGUCGUUUACGACAUCAGUUCGAAACCGCCCGCAACGAUCGAGUGGGAAUAG